Messenger RNA from Amyelois transitella, 2187 nucleotides. RefSeq names its product nucleolar complex protein 2 homolog (gene Noc2). The transcript is spliced from 6 exons. The coding region runs from base 162 to 2165 and encodes 667 amino acids. Gene Ontology annotation, biological process: negative regulation of transcription by RNA polymerase II; ribosomal large subunit biogenesis. NCBI's taxonomy places the organism in Eukaryota, Metazoa, Arthropoda, Insecta, Lepidoptera, Pyralidae. Gene Ontology annotation, cellular component: Noc1p-Noc2p complex; nucleoplasm; Noc2p-Noc3p complex. The record is from RefSeq and is a predicted model, not a curated record. Gene Ontology annotation, molecular function: histone binding; transcription corepressor activity.
AAAAACUGUCAAAUCAACGUGGUUUUUGAAUUCAAAGUAUUGUUGGUUGAUGUAUGGUAUGGUUAAUGUGGCUGAUAUAAGAAUAAUUGUGGCGUGGCGGUGAAUUUCAGUGCUUUUUAUUUAGUAAUUGGUAAUACUGCAACACAAAACAAAACAGCAAAAUGAAACCUACUGAUCAAUCAGAUUCUGAAGACGAGUUAAAUGCUGAGAGUCAUAAAAAAUCUUUAGAGAAAUUAAAAAAGAUUGACCCUGAUUUCUACAAUUUCCUGGAGGAAAAUGAUGAAAAUCUCUUGAACUUUGAUGAAGACUCUGAAGACGAUAAAGAUGAGGAGUCUGAUGAUGAUGAUGCAACUGUACAUGUUCCAGGACCACUCAAAGGGGACAGCGAUGAGAGUGACUUUGAGGAUGAGGAAGCCAAACCAGUGCGAGGAAAAAUCUCCCUUAAAAUGGUGUCUCAAUGGCAGGCUGAACUACAAAGCGAUGGCAGGGUGAAGCUUGCCACACUCACUACUGUUAUUAAAGCAUUCAAUGCAGCUAUGAUGCGUGCAACCAGUGAAGAUGGCACUUCAGAGGGAGAGUAUAAAGUGGAAGGUUCUUCAAUAUUCAAUGCUGUUAUACAAAUGUGUGUCCUUUAUUUACCAAAUGCAAUAAAGAAAUAUUUAGGCACAGAGCAGUCUGGAAAAGACCCUAAAAGUUGUAAACACUUUGUGAAAGUAAAAGGACCACUGUCUGCUUACUUGACUGACUUAUUGAAGUUACUUGGAGGUGUUACAUCUGAGAAUAUUCUGACUGUGCUUCUUAAACAUUUACAUCAGAUGUGUGUGUAUGUAGCUUGUUUUGGAAGAACAGCCAAGCAGGCACUUAAAAAACUUAUUGUUUUUUGGAGCACUGGUGAAGAAACAGUGAGAGUCUUAGCAUUCCUCUGUAUAUUGAGAAUCACACGGAAUCAGCAAGCAACAUUGCUUGACAAAGUACUUAAGACAAUGUACAUGACUUAUGUCAAGAACUGUAAGUUUGUAAGUCCAAGUACUUGGCCAGGAAUCAAUUUUAUGAGACGGUCAUUGGUGGAGAUGUUCACUUUGGACUUGAAUGUUUCAUACCAGCAUGUGUUUCUGUACAUCAGACAACUGGCUAUCCAUUUGAGAAAUGCUAUAGUUGUACAGAAGAUAGAGAGUCGCCAAGCAGUAUACAACUGGCAGUUCAUAAACUCUCUACAUCUGUGGGCAGAUUUGUUAGCAGCAACAUCAAACAAGUCCCAACUGCAGCCUCUGACUUAUCCCUUGGUGAUGGUUAUAACUAACACAAUCAAGCUAGUACCUACACACCAAUAUUACCCAUUAAGAUUUCACUGUGUUGAAAUACUGAUAAAUUUAUCUAAAGAAACAAAUACUUUUAUCCCUAUUUUACCAUUUUUAGUGGAGGUUUUGACUACAUAUGAUUUCAAUAAAAAACAUAAAAAAGUUUCAAUGAAACCAUUAGACUUUUCAUGCAUCCUAAGGUGUGCUAAAUCCCAAUUAAUGGAGAAUGGAUUUAAGGAUUCCGUCAUUGAGAGAGUGUAUGCUUUGCUGCUGGAGUACACAGCUAGCAUUUCCCAUACAAUUUGUUUCCCAGAUGUCAUGUUACUGGCAGUGAUAAAGCUAAAGCAAUUCCAAAAAACUUGUUCCGUGGCAAAUUACACGAAAAAAUUAAGACAACUGCUAGAAAAAAUGGAAGAAAAUUCGAAGUUUAUUGAGAUUGAACGAAGUAAAGUUAGUUUUGCUUUAAGUGAUGACAAAAUGGUCACUGCUUGGGAAACUAGUAUAAGAACAAAAGGCACACCAUUACUCACCUACUAUGAAAAUUGGAACAAGGUAAACAAGAUUCAGAAGCGCAAGAAAAUAAGUAAGAAUGAUGAAAUAGCUGGAGAAUUGCCAAAGAUCAAGAGACCUAAAUUGGCGAAUGAAGAAGGUGCUAAACCUAAGAACGAAAAGAAAGGACCAAUGGUGUUAUUCCCAUCGGAUAGUGAAGAUGAUAAUAUUAAAUUUGGAGAAGAGGAUACCAAGCCCACUAAAGUUAAGAAAACUAAGAAGAAAAAGGAAGCUAGAAAGAAGAUACCACAAGAAGAAACUGAUGACAUUGUUGACAAAGAAGAUAUUGUACAAGAUUUUAGUGUUACUGAAUGGUAAUAAAUGUACAUAUGUUGUCUAA